Messenger RNA from Aspergillus piperis CBS 112811, 396 nucleotides. Its product is annotated as fungal specific transcription factor domain-containing protein. NCBI's taxonomy places the organism in Eukaryota, Fungi, Ascomycota, Eurotiomycetes, Eurotiales, Aspergillaceae. The annotation marks the transcript as partial. The transcript has a single exon. The record is from RefSeq and is a predicted model, not a curated record.
GUCAUCAAGCGAAGCAAUCUUGUCCCACGAUCCAAAGCCCUGGUAGCUGAUUUGCUGGUACAACUUUACUUCAGUGGGGUACAGCGAGAAGUUCCCUUGAUUGACCAAGCCGAAUUUCUAAUCGAGUUUUACUCAUACUGUUUAGUAGACACGCCCCGCUAUCCCAGCUUCAAAUGGCCUACGAUUAUCAACCUUAUCCUCGCUAUUGGGGCUCGUUACGGCUCAUCAAACUUGGGGCAUCCUCUCACCGAUUCCGACAUGCAUGAGGUAUACUUUACCCAUGCAAGGGUGUUGGGGUUAAGUGAGAGCUUGAUGUUUAACCAUUCAGACCUUAUGAAUGUCCAGAUAGAGGGCCUUACUUGUUUCUACCUACUUAUUGUUGGUGAAAUCAACAGG